UGCGUAUGAAGAAAAUGUGUUUUAUCUAGCAUCAGAUAAAGUUGUAAAAUGUACAACGCUUAGUUAUUCUGAUACCGUUCUUAUUCUGUUAAAGUUAGGGAAUGCUACAUUUCGGUCAUACCGAGAAAAAGACUGAUAAAUGAAGGAUAUUAUAUUAUUAGAUACUUUGUUACAUUGAACUGAUAUGUACGAAAUAACGUAUUCAGUCAUAGAAAUUCGUUAUUUUAAAUGUUCAGAACACUAUUAUACCAUGCGUUGUUGAAAUCGAAAGUGAGUUUUAAAUUACGAUUAAAAAAAUCAUUUUUCAACUGACAAGUGAAAUAAACCGUAUAGUUAUGAAUGAUAUUUUAAUACUAUUUUGACAUAUAUUGCUCUGUUAUUUAUCAUAUGACAUAACUUUGUGAGAACUAAAUGUCUCGUUUAACAGAAAAAUACCAAAGAGGGAGUAACUAUCAAAAUGGCGACUGGGGGUAGUGAAGUGGCCUCGGAUGAAUUUUCAGAUUUUCAUUGUUUUAUUUGCACUUACAAAGUUGCUGUAAAAUAUUGUGUUGAAUGUCAAGGUUACUGCUGUCAGUCUUGCGUUGACACGCAUUCACGAUUUCCUGCUUUGAAAAGCCACACACUACUUGACCCAUCAACUGGUAAAGUAAAGGGAUCAUCAAUCACAUUGCCGACGCAGAGAUGUUCUAUUAACACCAUCAAAUUUUUUGAUAUGUAUUGCAAAGACCACGAUGAGGUGGGCUGUAUAACAUGCAUGGCUUUAAAACACAGAUUUUCUAAAACUACGAAAGAGGAAGUAACUAUCAAAAUGGCGACUGGCGAUAGUGAAGUGGCCUCGGAUGAAUGUUCAGAUUUUCAUUGUUUUACUUGCACUGACAAAGUUGCUGUUAAAUACUGUGUUGAAUGUCAAGUUUACUGCUGUCAGUCUUGCGUGGACACGCACUUACGAUUUCCUGCUUUGAAAAGUCACACACUGCUUGACCCAUCAACUGGUAAAGUAGAGGGAUCAUCAAUCACAUUGCCGACGCAGAGAUGUUCUAUUCAUAGCAUCAAGUUAGUUGAUAUGUAUUGCAAAGACCAUGAUGAGGUGGGCUGUACAACAUGCAUGGCUUUAAAUCACAGAUCAUGUAUAAAUGUCCAUUCUAUUCCUGAUGACAUCGACACAUUAUUCAGUACAAAAGAUCUUGCAGAUAUAAAUCGGGGUUUAGAAAACACUACAAAACGAUUUGAAAACAUCGAACUAAAGAAAGAAGAGGCUCUUGUAGGCUUAAAUUUGUCAAGAAAGAAAGCCGACAUGAAGAUCGACACUGAAAAACAAGAGCUUAUUACGAAUUUAGAAAACAUUGCAAGACAAUCUAAAGAGGACCUUAGGAGAAAAUAUGAGACCGCAAAAGAUGAGAUUGAAAAAGACCGACAAUCAGCGAAAGAAUUCAAAGAUGGCUUUAGAAAGCUAACAACAGAAUUUGAAACAUCAGCAGGAAACAAGUCACAACAAUUUGUUUGCAUGAACAUUGCAAAACGAAAAAUAAAAGAAGGAAAAGACAGCUUAUCUGACUUCAAAUGCAAUGGAGAAGCCAGCGUUUCAUUUCAUGUAGAUUCGGGAAUACUGAAAUUUUCUAGAGACACUAAAAUCUUUGGUAGAGUAAAAUCCACAAUAGGAACCAGCCACCACUACACUGUUGAGACUGUCAAAGAUAUGAAUGUUAAGUUACAAGAUGAUGGAACAACUUGUGAUAUAUCUGGCUCAUGUUUGAUAAGAUGGAAUGCUGUUAUUAGCUGAUUGCAAAAAUAAAAAGCUUAAGCGCGUUAAUAUCGAAACUAUGACUAUUGAUAGUUCCUGUAGUUUUGACCAAAAGCCAUGGGGUGUAUGCUGUACCAGUAAAGACGAAGCAGCCGUUACCCUUUCUUCGCCUGAGAGUAUUCAGUUUGUCUCAAUCGGUACUGAACUAACACCUACAAGAAAAGUUAACAUUUAUCAUAACUGUCUCGGAAUUUCUUUUAAAGAUGAUAAGCUUUAUAUCACUGAUAAUGCUCAAACGUUAUAUAUACAUGAUAUGUGCGGUAAUGAACUACAAAAAAUAUCAACAGACAUCACAGGCAAUGGUCUGUUUUGCUUUGUCCGAGAAAUUGACCUCAGUGAUGAUUUGCGAGGUGGUGUAGUUGCAGAUCUGAAUAAAGGUGUUAUCAUUCUUAAUGAUCAGUAUCAGCGCGUUGCUGGAUAUUGUGAACCCGAGUUGCAAAAUGCAACAUCAGUGUGCACAGAUGAUGUGGGAAGCAUAUUUGUGUGCGGAUAUUACUCACACAACGUGUUACAGAUAGGAUAUGAUGGGAAGAAGAUAUGUGAUGUGUUGACAAUAACGCAUGGACUACAAUAUCCCGAGUCAGUGUGCUUUGAUUCUACAAAGCGUCUGUUGCUUGUGGGUCAGAACAGUGACUUUGUCAAAAUCGUUCAACUUAAGUAGUGAAU
This is a messenger RNA of Ruditapes philippinarum (Manila clam), 2467 nucleotides long. Its product is annotated as E3 ubiquitin/ISG15 ligase TRIM25-like. The record is from RefSeq and is a predicted model, not a curated record. NCBI's taxonomy places the organism in Eukaryota, Metazoa, Mollusca, Bivalvia, Venerida, Veneridae. Gene Ontology annotation, molecular function: zinc ion binding. The transcript has 3 exons. Bases 458 to 1780 code for a protein of 440 amino acids.